Oikopleura dioica is the source of this 1038-nucleotide messenger RNA. The record is from the annotation of a GenBank genome assembly. NCBI's taxonomy places the organism in Eukaryota, Metazoa, Chordata, Appendicularia, Copelata, Oikopleuridae.
AUGAAAUUAUUGCCAAUUUUACUUGGAAGUGCAAUUGCACAGUCACAGAAUGAUAUUUUGGACAUGAAAAAGAGAAGCUUCCUUCAGGAAAUCGAGCUCGACGCUAUUCUUCAGCUCCAGGACUACAUUCAAUUCGAAGAUUUCAAUGUAACUCAAGGAAUCAUUGAAGGUCUCAACUCAUACAGAGAUGAUCAUCCAGAGAAAGAAAAUGAAUGGGGUGAAAAAGCUGAUAGUCUCUUUGAGUUUGAGCAGAAUACUGGGAGACUCGUCCGAACUGGAGGUGGAGGACUCACUCUUGCCGAUCGAGGUCACAUCAUCAAAUACCUCCAAAUGAAGAUCGUCAUUCUCUUCAUGCAGAAAAACAAGUUCCUCGGAAAAUAUUGCUUCUACGGCUGCUGGUGCUUCCCCCGUGGAGCCGGAAACAACGGCGGCUUCGGUCAACCAGUCGACAACAUCGACAAGUCCUGCCGAGAAUACUCGACCUGCUACAAUUGCAUCUACAACCAAAACAUUGGCAGUCAAAAAUGCCCGGAGAACACUGCCGAUCGAUACCAAAUCGGAGGCUUUGUUGAUAGAUUCGGAUCUGUUCAGAUUUUCUGCACCGAUCCUUGGGGCACUUGCAACAGAUCCCGAUGUGAAUGUGACAGAUCUCUUGCACUAAAACUCCGCCAGUACGAGCCCGAAUGGAACAUGCAGUACCACCAUAAAUGGGGUAGAUUCCAGCCUCAGGACGCAUGCAACUUCAACAUCAAUGAAUUCCGAACUUCCGGAAAACUGAAGAUGGUCGGCAACGACUACGUGAUGGACAACCGACCUUACAUCGUCAACUUCGCCAUGGGCACCCACGGUGGCGGAGGAGGAGGAAACGGUGGCCCUCAAUCCAGCGUGAAAAACUCCAUGUUCCCGAUUUAUGGACCAAUUAUCGGCUGCUGCGGGCGCUUCCCAACUGUCCAUUACUUCCGAAAAGGGCAAAAAUGCUGCGCCGACGGUCAAGUGACUGAUGCAAAGGCCCCUUGCGAUUCUGAUUUCACACAGUGA